UAAGUUCUGUCGGUCGGAAGGUCCCGCCUUCGAUGCCGCUGCCACCGUUGCCGUCACCUCCUCCUUCACCGUCGCCGUCGCCGCUGUUGUUGUUGUUGUCGAGGCCGGGCCCGUCCGUCCUUCCGCGGCUCGAGGCCGCUCGUCCCUUCCCCGACGCCGCCGCCAUGAAGUGGAUGUUCAAGGAGGACCACUCGCUGGAACACCGAUGUGUAGAGUCUGCCAAAAUCCGAGCCAAGUAUCCCGACCGAGUCCCGGUGAUUGUGGAAAAAGUCUCAGGCUCUCAGAUUGUUGAUAUUGACAAGCGGAAGUACCUGGUUCCAUCUGAUAUCACUGUGGCUCAGUUUAUGUGGAUCAUUAGGAAACGGAUCCAGCUACCCUCAGAGAAGGCAAUCUUCCUGUUUGUGGAUAAAACAGUCCCACAGUCUAGCCUAACUAUGGGACAACUUUACGAGAAGGAAAAAGACGAAGAUGGAUUCUUAUACGUGGCCUACAGUGGAGAGAAUACAUUUGGCUUCUGAAGGCCAAUGCCCAAUUAGGUGCAUCUUUCCUGCUUGUGUAUCUUGUAAAUAGCCGGGCACUUUCAGUUAUUACACCAGACCCUCUUCACAUAGACUCAUAGUGCAUUUGUAACUGGAUUUAUUUCUUAAUAUAUUGAAAGGUCUUGUUUUAUUAGACUGGUAAAUUAUCAGAGUUUUAUUUUCAUUUUCUUUUCUUUGUUGUGCAUUGUCCUCAUGGCUGCAAGCUCCAGGGACUCUGCUCCUCUGGAACUCGUAUUUAAUGAAGUUAUUUCAAUAUGGAGAUGAGGUAGUUGGGGGACUCAAGUGAAAAGGGGGAAGAUAACACAUUCUUCUGGAUUAUGUUUGUGGUGUCAGUUGGAUAAGUAUUAAAAGCAUCUAAGUUAAAUCCUUAGCAGUCAGGUCACUUGCUUCACUAGAUUAUUCCAACUGCCAAUCAUGUUGGACUGAGCUAAUCUGUUAUUUCUGAACUUUAUUGAGGUGAAUAAUUACAAUAAAAUUUCCUCUUACAAAGGCACUGUAGUGUGAUACUGUCCUUCAUUUAACCUCUCUUCUGGGCUUGCUAAGUAGCUACUUGUUGCCUGUUGAAAAAGGAAAGCUAAUGGGAGUGUAGAUAGUUUGAAGUGAGUAGUUUGUGCUAGCUACUCAUGAAAAUGCUAAGUCAGUCACAAGUGGUUAGGUCCAAAGCAAAGAAAGAUGACUAGAGAUUAGAGAAUAACAGGUGUGGUGCUAAGAAGUAGUAGGAGACAGCACAUUCUCCAUUUUAUUUAGGAAAAAUGUAUUGCCUAAAUUAGGGGCUCUUAUUUCUGCCCUUAUUUUCUUUGCCUAGGGGCUGAUUUCUUAAUUCUUUCUCCCCAAAGGCAAGAUGAGACAAGCAGGCCAGUGAUUUUAUCCCUGCUUUUAGGGAACUGUUGCAAAUGUCAGUUCUUUCACUUAAUACAUAAAGCCAGAAUAUUUGUUAGAAGAGCCAAUUGUACUUCAAUUGUACUCUCCACUCAAAAUGAUUCACAGGUUGUCAUCUGUUUUUUUUUUAAAAGGCCCCAAAUUAUACAGGUGACCUCAUUAAAGUUUACUUGUUGUAUACUUACUAAAGCCAGAAUAUUAACCAAACGGGUCUCUCACUUUGCUACUACACAUCAUGCUGGUCUGUCAUAAAUCUUACUGCAGCUAGUAUCUUCUUGGUGGUUUCUGGCAGAGAGGAAAUGACUUCUAAAGGGGAAGCCAUCCAGAAGAGCCUGUAGGGAGGGGAUGACAGAAGGGAAUCUAGAAUUGCUGCAUAUGUCUCAAAAGAUCUAAAAGGAAAACAGACCCUACUGAGGGCCAGCAUGAUAUAAUAGAAACAGCAUGGAACUUGGGAAUCAGAAGAACCUGGCUGUGUGAUAUUGGGCAAAUGGUUUAAUAAAAACUAAGUCAUCUGUAAAAUGGGGAGAGUUUUGUGAGGAUGAAAUUAGCUACUGUAUGUGAAAACACUUGAACUGUGGACACAGCUUUCCUAAAUAACAGUAAGUAUGCAGAGGAAAGUCUGGAUUUCUCUAGUCAUUGGCUAUACCAUUUACUUUGCUUUUCUCAUCCGACCAAUCUUUGUUUUGUUACAGUGUUUUGUGAAAAAUGUCAUAUUGAAAAUCAAUUCAGCUGCCUAAACUUGUUUAGUAACCAUUUCCAGGUAAAUUAAUUUCAAUGAAUAAAUCAUUAAAAACUU
Molecule: messenger RNA, 2214 nt
Organism: Sarcophilus harrisii (Tasmanian devil)
Lineage: Eukaryota; Metazoa; Chordata; Mammalia; Dasyuromorphia; Dasyuridae
Gene: GABARAPL2
Product: GABA type A receptor associated protein like 2
Exons: 4
Coding region: 33-518 (161 amino acids)
Biological process (GO): autophagosome assembly; cellular response to nitrogen starvation; macroautophagy
Cellular component (GO): autophagosome membrane; cytosol; autophagosome
Molecular function (GO): ubiquitin protein ligase binding
Source: RefSeq, a predicted model, not a curated record